Molecule: messenger RNA, 2122 nt
Organism: Linum trigynum
Lineage: Eukaryota; Viridiplantae; Streptophyta; Magnoliopsida; Malpighiales; Linaceae
Source: the annotation of a GenBank genome assembly
CGUCAUCGUUUUCUGGUGUCACCGCACCCCACCGGGCUCAACCUGCGCCUCCGUCACGAAGCCUUCUCAACUGCAACUGUAAUUCUGAAGCGAUAAUGACAUUCUAACUACGGUGGCUCACUCUGAAUAAAGAUCGCUUCUUUCAAUCAUUUGCUCUCCACCACAAGCUGCUUCCUCGUCACCUUAUCCGCUGGUAACGAAAUGUCUCCUCUUUUGAUCUCUCUCUCUCUCUCUCUCUCUCUACCAAACUGUGUUCUUUGCGAUCCUGUUCCGUUUUCAAUUUCUGGGUAGCAGCCAAAAUUAAGUCAAGGUUGACCUUAACUAGCACAUUAUUGAUCCAUGGUUCUUCUGGAAUUAGAAAGCAUUGAACUUGACCUUUGUUCGAAUUCCUUGUGAUUUGAGUUACUGCUUUGAUUCAUCCGUCUCCAAGUUUGGAAGGAAUUACUGCUUUGAUCCAUUGUUCUUUCUCGAAUUAGAAAGCAUUGAACUUGACCCUUGUUCGAAUUCGUUGUGAUUUGAGUUACUGCAGUUGGUAGGGAAGGGUUUGUGUCGAAAGUCAAAAUUGACUUGAGAAUUUAAUGUUCAACAUUGAUGAUUGCAGAUAGGUUCGGUUCACUCUGAUCGAUCGGCAACGUCUUGUAAAGAUGAAGCAGUUGUGGGUUCGGCUUGUUGCCGCACUCUUUCUGUUCUUGAGUUGUUUGAGCAAUGGGAAUGCGAAGAUGACGAGUACCUUUGUCCGUUCGGAGUGGCCAUCGACUGAUAUCCCUCUUGAUAAUCAAGCAUUUGCAGUUCCUAAGGGUCGAAAUGCACCCCAACAGGUACACAUCACACAGGGUGACUAUGAAGGGAAGGCUGUGAUCAUUUCGUGGGUGACACCUGACGAGCCUGGUUCUCUUAAAGUACAGUAUGGUAAGUCAGAGAAGAAAUAUGACUUGACUGCUGAUGGGACAGUAUCAAACUAUUCCUUCUACAAGUACAAAUCGGGAUACAUUCACGAGUGCCUCCUUGAUGGCCUUGAGUAUGCUACUAAGUAUUACUACAAGAUCGGCGAUGGUGAAUCUUCUCGUGAAUUCUGGUUCCAAACGCCACCAAAGAUUAAUCCAGAUGCUCCAUAUAAGUUCGGAAUAAUUGGUGAUCUGGGCCAAACAUAUAACUCUCUAUCUACCCUUCAACACUACAUGGAGAGUGGGGCAGAUGCAGUGUUAUUUGUUGGUGACCUCUCUUAUGCAGACAGAUACCAGUACAAUGAUGUUGGGAUUCGAUGGGAUACAUGGGCCCGUUUUGUUGAGCAAAGCACAGCAUAUCAGCCAUGGAUGUGGUCUGCUGGAAAUCACGAAAUUGAGUUCAUGCCAUACAUGGAUGAGGUUGUUCCUUUCAAAAACUUUCUUCAUCGGUACCCUACUCCUUACUUGGCUUCCAAAAGCACUAGUCCUCUUUGGUAUGCCGUCAAACGUGCAUCUGCUCAUAUCAUUGUACUCUCCAGCUAUUCACCUUUCGUGAAAUACACUCCACAAUGGACGUGGCUGAAGGAAGAGCUGAAGAAUGUCAACAGAGAGAAGACGCCGUGGCUCAUUGUUCUCAUGCACGCCCCUAUCUACAACAGCAAUGACGCGCAUUACAUGGAGGGAGAAAGUAUGCGUGCAGCUUUCGAGAAGUGGUUUGUUCGAUACAGAGUCGAUGUUAUCUUUGCUGGUCAUGUCCACGCUUAUGAAAGAUCGUACCGAAUAUCAAACAUACAAUACAAUGUGACAAGUGGCGCCCGAUAUCCUAUUCCAGACAAAUCUGCACCCGUCUACAUUACAGUAGGGGAUGGAGGGAAUCAAGAAGGUCUUGCUGGAAGGUUUUUGGAACCACAGCCAGAUUAUUCUGCAUUCAGGGAAGCCAGUUAUGGGCAUUCAACUUUAGAGAUAAUGAAUAGAACACAUGCAUUGUACCACUGGAACCGCAAUGACGAUGGCAAAAAGGUGCCCACUGAUGCAUUUGUAUUGCUCAACCAAUACUGGGGAGGCAAUCUGAGACGCAGAAAACUAAAUAAGCAUCACUUGAGAAGUAUCAUCCAGCCGGUUACUACCAAGUUCUUGCUGCAUUCAGAGUGAUGAGGCCACACCGAAUCAGCAGCCAA